This is a messenger RNA of Tilletiaria anomala UBC 951, 306 nucleotides long. RefSeq lists its product as uncharacterized. The transcript has a single exon. The record is from RefSeq and is a predicted model, not a curated record. NCBI's taxonomy places the organism in Eukaryota, Fungi, Basidiomycota, Exobasidiomycetes, Georgefischeriales, Tilletiariaceae. The annotation marks the transcript as partial.
CAGCAGCAGCAAUACCAACAGCAGCAACACGGGGGCGUCGGUGGGAACGCGUUCCCCCCGCGACCGCCUCUUCGCAUGCUCAUCCCUAGCAUCAUGUUCACACUGAUGCUUGCCGUCGGCGCCGGCUUGCUCACCGUCUUCACCAACUACCGUAUCCAGAAGCGCGAAGAGGAGUCGCGGCUGAAGAAUGCACAAAGGGCGCACGCGGAGCGGGGGCGGGAACAGUACGCUGCAGCGGCAGCAACUGGUCCUUAUCGCACUGGCUUUGAUAGCCCGCCAGGGCUGGCGUCGCGCCGUAGACAGUAG